AUGAAGUUAGCAGCAGUGUUUACCACGACGUUAUUCGUCAUUUUGCUUCGGUUUGCCAACUGCGCCUACGAACCGAUGUAUGGUGCAAAUGCAAGUACACCACCACCAACGAACAGCUAUGCAAGCAAACGUGUAGGAAUUCAUCCGACAACUACCUAUUGCCCGCAUCACUACGGAAGUGACGAAAGCAGCGAAGAACAUAUGACCGCCGUCGAUCAUUAUGUACCGAAGCAGCCGUGCAAGAAUGAUCACUGUCCGGACAAAUUGCUACCACUGUCGAUCUGCGUGCAACUACCAUCGGAUGCACCGAAGAAACUGUCCAAGAAUUUGCUGCAUCAAAUUGUGCGCUCACUUAUGGUGGACCCAUCGAAGCAUCAUCCGCUGCCCAGGACACCGUACGAACCGCACAGAAAACCCUGCGAAUAUCCGAAGAAGCCGUGCGCGUGUACCGCGAAACCGUACGUUCCGCCGAAGGAACCUUGCGACAAGCCGAAAGAGUCUUACGAACCACCAUUCAAGGUGUACGAGCCUACCCCGAAGCCUUACGUCGUAGAGAAAGAGUCUUACGAGCACCCGAAAAAGCCCUACACGCCUCAUGUCCCAUGCAAACCUACCUAUGCUCCAGAGCCGCCGAAAAAGCCCUAUACGCCGCAUGUCCCUUGCAAACCAACCUAUGCUCCAGAGAAGGAAUCCUACGAGCCACCGAAAAAGCCCUACACUCCGCACAAACCUGCUUGCAGAGUAUCGGCUGAAGUGUACGAUCCUCCAAAGAAGACAUACACGCCACAUAAACCCACCUACGGUGCAUCGGCUGAAGUGUACGAUCCACCAAAGAAGACCUACACGCAACAGGCACCACCCAAACCAAAAUACGGAGCCUCGGCUGAAAAGUACGAAGCACCCAAGAAUUCCUACGCCUCUCCAAAGGAAGUAUACUCCCCGCCGAAGGAGUCCUACGCGCGUGUACACUACGGUCCGCCUAAGGAGACGUAUGCGACGACGGAAAAACCCUGCUACAAACCCACCACUCCAGUACCGUACACCACUGCCCGCCCGAAGCCCUGUGCCACGCAUCCCACUUCGUACACCUAUCCUACCCAACAUCCAACGGUGACCUAUGCUCCGUACACCGUACCACCGCGCUAUCCUUCGUUGACGUACAACACCCAGGCCUACCCGAAGCCAGCGUACGCUCCGGCAAGCUACGAAUCUAAAGCACCUGCGCCUACCUAUCCGAAACCACAGAAAAAGCCUUGUCCCUGCACUGAUCGGCCUCGCCAUGGAUACAACUAUUAG
Molecule: messenger RNA, 1296 nt
Organism: Anopheles marshallii
Lineage: Eukaryota; Metazoa; Arthropoda; Insecta; Diptera; Culicidae
Product: adhesive plaque matrix protein-like
Exons: 2
Coding region: 1-1296 (431 amino acids)
Source: RefSeq, a predicted model, not a curated record